Messenger RNA from Penicillium malachiteum, 2685 nucleotides. RefSeq lists its product as uncharacterized. Gene Ontology annotation, molecular function: carnitine O-acetyltransferase activity. Gene Ontology annotation, cellular component: peroxisome; mitochondrion. The record is from RefSeq and is a predicted model, not a curated record. The coding region runs from base 1 to 2685 and encodes 894 amino acids. Gene Ontology annotation, biological process: carnitine metabolic process. The transcript has a single exon. Lineage: Eukaryota; Fungi; Ascomycota; Eurotiomycetes; Eurotiales; Aspergillaceae.
AUGACGACUUUACAUUCUUUUGUCAAUGCUAUCUACGGUCUGUUUCCAGGGUGGUAUUUGAAUCGCUCUGAUGGACGGGUUGACUCUCCACUUCAGUCUGUGCAGGAAUGGGAUUCCCGGUUGCAAAAAGGUGGUUUCCGUCCUCUCGAGUUUGUUGCCAAUGAUUUUGAUGGGAUAGCGGCUAGAACCAGUCUCAUGGUGGCACAGUUGCCUGCUCCUCCACAUAACACAGAGUCCAUUCAUUGUGUACUAUAUAGCGGUUCAAGGCUUCAAAAAUGGGCUGAUCAAAUUACGUCCCGACAUGGAGCAACAGAUGUUCCCAUCAAAGUCGUAUCAGCAGCCAGUCCUUUGCCAAAUUUCUCAUCUGAGGAUGAAACUGAGGCCGUGGCUCUUGUAUAUCGCCGGGAUUGCCUGCCUCAAUUGACCGGGCAGCAGAGCAAUUCGGAGGCAUCAGCCUGCAUUGGCGCAUUAUGGAUUACUUCCAAGUCCUUCUGCCCAGUUCGGACAAAAUCUUUAUCUUCCUUGCGGAGAUAUUUUGAUCUCAGUGUUCGAAGUCACGUCGUCAACCUCCAGCUGGAAUGUGAUACAUAUGCCGUGAAGGAUACGGUUCCUUACCAAGUCAUACAAGCUCUCACCCAAACAUCAUGGGUUGAGAAUUCUGAUCAUCCGAUAGAAACAUCCUAUGUCUACCACAAUGGUAACCUGAUGAUUCCAAGGUUUGUCAACGACAAAGAUCAUCAUCAUUCUGUUCCGCUGUGCAAUGAGACCAAUAGCCAGCAGGAUGUGGAAGAUCAUGAUGGAAGCUAUUCCACAACUUGCCAGUCUACAGAUACUCUCCCAAGCAAAACAAACGAGCCUGUACUGACUUUGACCUCUCGUGGAAGCUACCUUAUUUUUGGACAACUGGAGACAAUAACAUUGGGUAUUUGUCAUUAUCUCAACGCAAGAGGAGUGUCACAAAUUGUCAUCGUAUUAACCGAGCCUGUCUCCAUGCAUUCGCGGGAUUCAUUUGAGGGUGACCUCUUUGUACAAGGAAUUCAAAGUCACGUUGAAGUUCUAUCAGGACCUCUCGCCAUUGAAGCCUGUUCCGACAUUCAAACAGUUCUUGCAAAAUAUCAACCUAUCAAAGGGUGCUUCUACAUUGGGGAAGUCGAAAACCAGCAUUUGGAAGAUCUUUCUCGCAAUUCUUCAUUGGAGUUUAUCGUCGAAGUGAAAGACAAACGGAGCAUUUUAUCCAAUCAAAUACUUCCAGAGUCUCCAUUUGCGAGUUUGCAGCACUCACCACAUCCACAAAGACACGUUGUUUAUUUGCCUUUCUCUAAGGGUGAAGCGGGCACAGAUGCCCUGGAUCUUUCGCUAGUUACACAGUAUGGCCUCAGGAUGACACUUGGUACUACUCUCAGUCUUGGGUCAGCGACAAUAAGGGGGCAGCAGACCCCCACAGUCGUCGCUGUCUGCAAUCUAAAUGAGAUAUUUUAUCAGAACCAAGUCACGGAGAGCAAUCGAGCAUUGCUUUCACACAUCAUGGCACAGCCCUCGGCUGACACAAGUUCACAUUCAAUGGAAGAGGCAAGGCUGACAUCUUCAAGUCCUCAGCCCAAAAUGACGAAUUUGAACAUCAAAGAUGCAUCUACUCCAGAAGAAGCCCGUCAGAUCACAACCAAGCUUGUUAAAGAGAUAAUAUGCACAUUUGUUGUUACGACUGGGGAACUUCCGGAACAUGGCAAGGGAAUUGAGGAGCUUGGAUUGGAUUCAUUCAUCGUUUUCAGACUCCGCAACUGGAUAUUUGGUACCUUUAAAGCUGAUCUCGGAGCACCGGAAAUCGCGGAAUCGCCAAGCAUUUACGCACUUGUGACCAAAGUGCUCCAGCGUUCUCCUCUUGGAGAUUGGAAACAAAGAGAAGGGCAAAAACAUGAUGAUCAAUCAGAGUCAAAGGGCACGCAGAGUACAUUUGAAGAGCCUCAAAAGCAACCUUUGCCGUCAUUAAACGAUACUCUCGAAACAUAUCUCAACGCAGUCAAGCCUUUCUGUACUACUCAGGAACUGGCAAUCACUCAAUUUGAAAUCGCGAAAUUCCAGGGAACAUGUAGUCUUGGUGAAAGGCUUCAGCAGCGCCUGAAGCUUUUAGCCGAUGACCCGACUGUGGAAAAUUGGCUCUCUCAUCUGUACGCAAAACGGAGAUUCUUGGCUUCACGAAAUUCGCUUGUAGCUUUCCAGAGCUAUUUCGGUACUCAUCCAAGUGGACCAAAUCCGCGCCCCUGUCAAGCAGCCCGCGCCGCCCUUCUUGCAGUGACGACAUCUAACUUUAAGAGGAGACUGGAGAGCGGAACACUCGAUACACAGCGUCUCUCUGGCCGUGUCGUGGAUUCGACAUUGUAUUAUUGGCAAUUCAAUGCAUGUCGAGAGCCACAUCACGGCCAAGACAUUAUUCAAAAGUACUCUGGGAAGGAGUAUGAAUAUGUGGUCGUUUUUUGCAAAGGAAAUGCGUUCAAAGUUCCUCUUGUGGCCGAUGAUGGGAAUUAUUUCAGUGCCAUGGCUCUUCAAUCAGAAUUUCAGGCCAUUCUUGAUUUGCCCCUCCCUACUUGCGAACUGAGUAUUCUAACAGCAGAUGGGAGAGAACGAUGGGCAAAGGUUUGUUCAAAACUACUUUCUCACAGGGCACCUUGGAUACAAUGUACUGACUAA